ACCAGGAAGGAAGCAGACAUGCAUUUACGAAUCAUAUAGCUGAUAUCAAAUACGAUUUAAUCACACGAAUUUUGUUAAAUAACCUUUUCAGAAGCUAGUAAUGAAUAAUGAGAAACGUUGAUGACAAGUUUCUUUUGUAUGAUGCAAAAUACGAGACGAGUUACGUUUCAGUCUCGUAUAGUUUUUGGUUAUAUUGCCAACUAAAUUGUAGAUAAUUUGGCUACCGAAUAUAACAUAAACAUUAGGCAAACUAGGAAGUACGAUAAAAAGAAAAAACUAGGAAGUACGAGGAACAGUGAAUAACUAAUUUAUGUCGAAAAACCUGUAAUAAGAACAAAUGAUGACAGCAUGAUUUCGCAGACUAUUUAAUUUUAUCUCCCCUGUUUCUCCACGAUCGUUUAAAUUUUCUAUUUAAUAGUAGUAAUAUUAUUUUUACUAAAUGCUGUAUAUUUUUGCUUAUAUAUAUAUUCUUCUUCUUCCGUCGUUAAUAUUCAAUUAAAUAGUGGAGCAAGAAGAACAUAAACGAUUGGUUGAUGGCGUCAUUGGUUAUUGUUGGAGAGAGUGAAGAGGUAUCAUUCACAAAACCACUUGGAAGGUUGUCUGUGUUUUACUAUGGAGUUGGGCAUAUGCUCAAUGACAUUACUGCUUCUUGUUGGUUCACUUACCUUCUCCUGUUCUUGACUCAGAUUGGUCUCUCCCCAAGGGAUGCUGCCAUCGUCAUGCUCUCUGGUCAAGUUGCUGAUGGUUUUGCUACUGUCUUCGUUGGUGAAUCGAUUGAUAGAUUUGGGCAUUUCAAAAUCUGGCACGCCGCAGGGUCCCUAUUAGUGGCUAUCUCAUUUUCAUCGGUUUUUGGCGGGUGUUUGCCUUGUACUAUCCUCCAUAGUAACUCUUUAACGCUAGAAACAUUAUCGUACAGCAUGUUUGCAGCUAUCUUCAAUAUAGGAUGGGCAGCUACUCAGGUUUCCCACAUGGCUAUGGUCAAUUACAUUACACUGAACUCAACAAGCAGAGUAGCACUAACAAGCUCUCGUAAUGCGUUUAGCAUGGUUGCUAAUUUAGCCUUAUACGCGAUUGCUUUAGUUGUAUUUGGUGUCAGCAAGGCUGAUACAAAAGAAAACACUGAAUCACAGUAUCGUUGGAUUGCUUAUUCAUGCAUUACCGUUGGCUGCUGCUUUGUGGUCGUAUUUCUUAUGGGGACAAAAGAACCACGGCUGCGUAUAACUCUAAGGGAAACUAACCGAGCAAGAAUACCAUGGGCCUAUUGGUUCCGUAAAAUUCUAUAUUAUCAAGUCGCUAUGGUUUAUCUCCUCACACGACUAGUCUUGAAUGUUUCCCAGGCAUAUCUUGCAUUCUUUGUUAUUGAUGACUUGCAAAUGGCUCAAUCCGCUAAAGCUCUGAUUCCUGCAAUAAUCUAUAUCUGCAGCUUCGUUGUGUCGGUUAUGCUUCAGGAGAUUCCUUGGAAUGGGAAACGCCUAAAGGCCUAUUAUUGUGCUGGUGGUAUCAUUUGGAUGUUCUGCGGUGUAUCUGUCCUCUUUUUGCCAAGAAGCAUUAACUCUUUCAUGUAUGCGAUCUCUGUCUUAAUCGGCAUAGCAAAUGCAUUGAUUCUGGUGACUGCAAUUAGUAUGCAGAGUGUGUUGGUUGGUUCAGAACUAGGUGGAUGUGCUUUCGUUUGUGGGUCUUUAAGUUUCUUAGAUAAAAUGUCAUGUGGCAUUGCUUUAUAUGUUCUUCAGUCACACAAAAACGGGACUUCACCCGAAGAUGUCGUAACCAGCACACAUAGUUUUGACUUUUCGGUGACAAGAUAUGGAUUAGGACUUGUCCCAGCUGUAUGCUCUUUUAUUGGAGUCGUUGUCACGUAUUUUAUGGAACUUGAUGGCACAAUACUAAAGCCUCUUUGCCAACCGUUGCUACUAGAAUAAACAGAAAGGAAUCAAAUCUGUAACAUUUCUGGUGACGUAGCACGAGAUAAUUAAAAUAAUAAACUCUGUUUCAGUUAUAGUCUUUUUAUAAAUCCUUGUUGUUUUCUUCAUAGUUAGUCAGCUUAUGGAUUUGGAUUGAGUCGUAUGACUUAAGGAGAAGAUCGUCUGGGUUAUGUCAGCGAUUUCUCAG
Brassica napus (rape) is the source of this 2109-nucleotide messenger RNA. Its product is annotated as major facilitator superfamily domain-containing protein 12. Gene Ontology annotation, biological process: carbohydrate transport. Lineage: Eukaryota; Viridiplantae; Streptophyta; Magnoliopsida; Brassicales; Brassicaceae. Bases 534 to 1919 code for a protein of 461 amino acids. Gene Ontology annotation, cellular component: membrane. The transcript is spliced from 12 exons. The record is from RefSeq and is a predicted model, not a curated record. Gene Ontology annotation, molecular function: symporter activity.